This is a messenger RNA of Gorilla gorilla gorilla (western lowland gorilla), 2626 nucleotides long. RefSeq names its product protein-lysine N-methyltransferase EEF2KMT-like. The record is from RefSeq and is a predicted model, not a curated record. Gene Ontology annotation, cellular component: protein-containing complex. Lineage: Eukaryota; Metazoa; Chordata; Mammalia; Primates; Hominidae. The coding region runs from base 62 to 1054 and encodes 330 amino acids. The transcript is spliced from 8 exons.
UCUUCAGUCCAGGCCCAGCUUCCGCCCGGUCUCCCGGCAAUGCUGCGGCCCCGCCCACGUCAUGGCGCCCGAGGAGAACGCUGGGACCGAACUCUUACAACAGAGUUUCGAGCGCCGCUUCCUGGCUGCUCGCGCACUGCGCUCCUUCCCCUGGCAGAGCUUAGAAGGACAGUUAAGAGACUCAUCAGAUUCUGAGCUUCUGCGGGAUAUUUUGCAGAAGACUGUGAAGCAUCCUGUGUGUGUGAAGCACCCGCCGUCAGUCAAGUAUGUCCGGUGCUUUCUCUCAGAACUCAUCAAAAAGCACGAGGCUGUCCACACAGAGCCUUUGGACGAGCUGUAUGAGGAGCUGGCAGAGACCCUGAUGGCCAAGGAGUCCACCCAGGGCCACCGGAGCUAUUUGCUGUCCUCGGGAGGCUCAGUCACACUCUCCGAGAGCACAGCCAUCAUCUCCCACAGCAUCACAGGCCUGGUCACAUGGGAUGCUGCCCUCUACCUUGCAGAACGGGCCAUCGAGAACCCGGCAGCCUUCUCUCAUGGGACUGUCCUAGAGCUUGGCAGUGGCGCCAGCCUCACAGGCCUGGCCAUCUGCAAGAUGUGCCACCCCCGGGCAUACAUCUUCAGCGACUGUCACAGCCGGGUCCUCGAGCAGCUCCGAGGGAAUGUCCUUCUCAAUGACCUCUCAUUAGAGGCAGACAUCACUGCCAACUUAGACAGCCCCAGGGUGACCGUGGCCCAGCUGGACUGGGACGUCGCGAUGGUCCGUCAGCUCUCUGCCAUCCAGCCAGUUGUUUUCAUUGCAGCAGAUGUGCUGUAUUGCCCAGAAGCCAUCGUGUCACUGGUCGGAGUCCAGUGGAGGCUGGCUGCCUGCCGGGAGCACCAGCGGGCUCCUGAGGUCUACAUGGCCUUUACCUUCUGCAACCCAGAGACGUGCCAGCUGUUCACCAUCGAGCUAGGCUGGGCCGGGAUCAGAUGGGAUGUGGAACCUCGUCAUGACCAGAAACUGUUUCCCUACGAAGAGCACUUGGAGAUGGCAAUGCUGAACCUCACACUGUAGGACUCACACACGACUCCAACGGGAUUGUGAGAAUCAAGACACUCUCGUGGGAAGAGUUUUUAUAUGGGAAAGCGGAUAUAACUUUCAUUGGACUGGAAUGUUUGGAGAAUGUUAAUUUCCAAAUCAGGAACCACAAUCUGCCCUCUAAUAAGACAUCGGCUAUCUAAACAUGUGGGUGCUCCCUUUCUGCCAGCAGUUCUGGUUCUUAAGAAAAUCGCCAUCAAACAGACAUGAAAACUCUGGCUCCAAAAAUAACAUUUUCUUUGUGCAAAUAAAAACGUGUGUAUCAAGUAUGAUGUUCCCCCAACGUGGACACACUCGGUUCCUCACAAAGCCAAGCCCGCUGCAGCUGCCACAUCCCUGGACACACUCGGUUCUUCACAAAGCCAAGCCUGCUGUAGCUGCCACAUCCCUGGGCUUAUGGUGCAGCAGGUGCUUUUUUCAAGACAGGAAUCAAAAUGUUAGGAACACGGCAGAAAGGUGACACCUGGAGACCAAACGCAGGAUGAGGAGUACUGCAGAGGUCACAGGGAAGUCACAGAACAGUAAUACGCUAGCAGGGGCAUGGGGGGUGAAGAACAGAAGAAGACAGGAAGUGUUUCCGAGCCUCCAGAAAAGAAAUCAGAGGCAACCACAGCUUCCCCGGUCACAGAACCAAUUCAUUCACCAGGCGACACAACUGCCGUCAUUUCACCUUCUGGCCACUGGGAGGCGCUGCUCGAAAGGGUUUGCCCUGAGACUCCGAGAAGAAGCUGCGGGAAGGACAGCAGCAGGGGUCCCGGGGAUUUAGCCUCUGGCCCAGGAGUUAUGUGUCCAUAAACAAAGGGAGCACAGUCUGCCCCCAGCUCUCAUCCCAUCGGAGCUGCUGCGAUUCCCGCAGGUUCUUCCGGAACUGGUUUAGCUUGCCCGCAGGAUCAGGAAAGUUUGAGAAAAGCAUCUGUAAAAAAAUUAAGAUCAGAGCUUACCUCAUUGCCUGUCCCCACCCCAUCCCAGGUCACCACUUGGCUGACCCCAGGUCCCGGACCCAACAACAACCCCUCCCAAGUUCCUAACUCCUUCACUUGGACUCGAGACUCUUCACGCCCCAGCAGCGCUCCGCCUCCAACUUGACAUCACGCUUUCCGGAAACUUCCCCGUAAGUCCCACUUUCCAACACUUGGUGCCCUGGAGCAACUCCCGGCCUCUACAUGCUGUAUGUUCCCCUGCGAGCACCCUCCUCUUGGCCUCUGGCCAAGUCCUACCUAUCUGUGGGUAACAAGGGGGUGUCGGUUUCUUUUCAGCCUUGCUAAACUGUCUGAAUCAAGGAUCACAAACUACAGCCUGCAGGCCAAAUCCAGCCCACAGCCUGUGUUUGUAAAUAAAGUUUUAUUGGAACAAAGCCACACCCCUUAAUCGACAGAUGAUCUGUGGCGACUUUCACACCACAACAGAGUACCAUGGUUCUGACAGAGACUGGGGGACCCAGUCUAAAUGACUUCCAACCUGGACCUUUACUGAAAAUCCUGCCAAUCAUUCUGUUGGCAAGACUGAUGUACUACUUUUAGCAAUAAGAAACAAGUAACCUUUGCAGAA